Messenger RNA from Truncatella angustata, 2633 nucleotides. RefSeq lists its product as uncharacterized. Lineage: Eukaryota; Fungi; Ascomycota; Sordariomycetes; Amphisphaeriales; Sporocadaceae. Gene Ontology annotation, cellular component: transcription preinitiation complex; nucleus; transcription factor TFIIIB complex. The coding region runs from base 204 to 2528 and encodes 774 amino acids. Gene Ontology annotation, molecular function: TBP-class protein binding; RNA polymerase III type 3 promoter sequence-specific DNA binding; RNA polymerase III general transcription initiation factor activity. The transcript has a single exon. The record is from RefSeq and is a predicted model, not a curated record. Gene Ontology annotation, biological process: transcription by RNA polymerase III; DNA-templated transcription initiation; transcription preinitiation complex assembly.
CGCAUCCAUUUUGCCAUUCACCCAGCAUUGCCAGUCCUGACUUCUAUUCCUAUUGCGACCAUCACUUACACGGCUUGGCGCCUUGAUAUAAUCUACUCGGCGUCCAACGCCAGGGCAGUCACACAUGCCAAAUUGGACACUAACCUCUCUCCUGCUGACUCUGGCUGCCCCAACAGGUCCCAUCUGUCCUACCGCAGGCAGCCAUGUCCUUUUUCAAACCCAACAAGACCAAGAAGGGCGGCUUCUCCUUCAAGCCCAAAGGUGCCACCAGCAAUCAUCUCCGGGAUGCUGUCUCUCGACUUGAUCGCCAGACCAGCCUUGGAGGCUCCCCGGCACCAGACGGUCCUCUUUCUUCUGCAUCUGCAAAUGUCGUUCCUAGUAAUCGCCGUACUUGUCCCAACCCACAAUGUCCCAAUCCUUCAGCCGGUAUCGAAGAGGGAUACUGUACUGGAUGUGGUCGACAACUCGAAAGUAUCGACAUUGUCAACGAAAUCCAGUUCGGUGAAAGUGCAUCUGGUGCUGCCGUCCUCCAAGGUAGUUACAUGGGCGCAGAUCAGGCCGCAGCUCGACUGGGAGGCCCAGGCAUGCGUCGCAUCGGAGGAGUCAUAGGCGAUUCGCGAGAGCGAGUCAUUCGAGAAGCCAGGACCAUGAUGACACAGUAUGCCAGUCAGCUGAAGUUGUCCGAUGUUGUCAUCAACGAAGGCAUCCAGAUCUUCAAACUAGCCCUCAGCAUGAACUGGAUCCAGGGUCGUGGCAUGAUCAAGGUUGUUCCUGUCUGCCUCUAUGCAGCCUGUCGUCGCCAGGACAGAUGUCGUGUCAUGCUCAUCGACUUUGCCGACUUGGUCAAGGUCAAUGUGUUCGAACUCGGUCAUGUCUUCAAAGCACUUGACGACAUCUACAGUUUCAGCUACAACAAGAUCAAGGCCAUCAUUCCCGAGGAUCUCAUGUAUCGUUUCUGUGAUAAGCUCGACUUUGGCGACAUGACGAGGGACGUUGCCGAGCUCGCGGCACGCUUCUGCAAGCGCAUGGGCCUUGACUGGAUGGUCAUGGGCAGACGCCCUUCGGGUAUCUGUGGUGCCUGUAUCUUCUUGGCUGCCCAAGUAUGGGGCUUCCGACGAACUGUCAGAGAGAUCGUUUAUGUUGUCAAAGUCACCAUGCACACGAUCGAACAGCGAUUGGACGAGUUCAAGGUGGUCGAAAGCAGUGACCUGACGAUUGAGGAUUUCUUGAAGCAAGAGUUACUCGAAUCUCGCCACGAUCCACCCUCGUUCUACAGAAAACAAGCCGAGUAUCUUCAAAAGAUGGAGCAACGUCAACUCGAGACUGGUCGCAAGCGGAAACGAAUCAUUGAAGACAUUGGCGACGAUGAAGAUGACGAGAAUCACAGCGGCAGCUUGCCCAGCGACAUGCCACCUCCUCGUCGGCCCACACAGUCGAUGCCUCCGCCGCCCUUACCUCCGCCCGAUACCUCCAAGCUACCCCAAGUCACUGAGUUUCUGGAGAGGUCAAAGGAUCCCGAGACAGGCCAGCUCAUGCUCGAGGCCUUUGACCCUGAUAAUAUCCCUGCCCCUGCCCCACGAGUCACGACUGCUGACGACAAUGACAAUGACGAUGACAAUGACAAAGACAAAGACAUUGAAGCAGGCGUGGAUGCAGACGAUCCUACUGGUGAGGCAGCAGUCGAUCAUUUAGCAGAGGAAUAUGCAGAGAACGAGGAUGAGACGCCAGCUGGACGUCGUCGCCGAGUCAAGCGGCCCCAGGCUGAGCCACUCCUGACCUUCAACGAAGAGUGGGAGGAGGCGGAAGACCAGCUCACGCAACAGAUUGACGAAGUCAUCAACGAUCCUGCCAGCGACACUCAUCGGAAAGCGCUAGCCACAGCGGCCAUGCACGCUCGUGUCAAGGCAGCGUGGGCCCGUUCACAACUCCCGGUUCAAGAGACCAAGAUGGAUGAGGUCAUCGGUCCUGAUGAAUUCGCUAACGACCCUGAGGUACAAAACUGCCUGCUUGGCCCAGAGGAGAUCCAAAUCAAGGAACAGAUUUGGCUUAACACAAACAAAGAUUGGUUGCGUAAGCAGCAGAACAAAUUGUUCGAGAAGGAGAUGGAGGCACUCGGUCCCAAGAAGAAGAAGCGCAAUCGCCUCAAGAAGCCUCGUAUCGGCGAAGGCGCCAGCGCUGCCAGUACACCAGGUGAAGCAGCCGUCACGACCAUGAAGAAGUUUGCUAUGAGCUCACGUAUCAAUCUCGACGCCAUCAAGAACCUUUUCGGUGAGAGUGGUGAAGGUGGGCCGGGCAGUGUUGCGCAGAGCAGCUAUGCCGACAGCGAAUAUCAAGAGAGCGAAGUUGGUGAUGAUACUCUUCGACAGGCACCAGUAAAGGCCAAACAGCAGACAGGCGCACAAUCUAAGGAUGCCGAAGGUGCUGCAGGCGAUGAUGAAGAGGAAGAAGAGGAAGAGGACAACGAGCCUUAUCCAGACGAUCAAGGCUAUGAUGAGUAUGAUCAAGGUGAUGAAGAAGAGUGGUACUAGAUGCAGUCAUAGGCAGGAGUUGUGGCGUUUACAGAAGAGACUUCUUCAGAUCUCAGAGAUACCCCGCCUACGUAAUAGAGCCAUACAUUGAUGAUACAUGCACUA